This is a messenger RNA of Dermatophagoides pteronyssinus (European house dust mite), 591 nucleotides long. RefSeq lists its product as uncharacterized. Gene Ontology annotation, molecular function: calcium ion binding. The record is from RefSeq and is a predicted model, not a curated record. NCBI's taxonomy places the organism in Eukaryota, Metazoa, Arthropoda, Arachnida, Sarcoptiformes, Pyroglyphidae.
CGUGUAUCAAUGACAACAACAACAACAAAAUUUGGUUUAAAAAACAAAACAAUUUUGAGGAUGCAUCGAAAACCACCGACAACAACAUUUUUGGCCACUAUUUUGAUUGUUUUGGUCAGUUUUGUCUAUUCCGAAUCAAACGUGGAUGUUGAUGAUGGACGAUCAAUUCUUUUUGAUAAAAAUAUCGAACACAUUCGUCAUGAUUUUAAAGAACAAUUUCAUUUUGAUAUUGGUGAUGAUGGUGAUGGUGAUAAACAACAACAACAACCAAAUGAAGAUGAUAUGAUUUUCUAUAAUUUCCGUCUACAUGAUUAUGAUAAUAAUCUUCAAUUGGAUGGUCUAGAAAUUCUUGCAUCAAUUUAUCAUGAAUCAGAAUCAACAUUAACCAAUGAUGUUAAACAAAAGAUGACCAACAAUGAAAUUCAUUCAUAUUGGCAGGAAAAAUUUGAUCGUGAUGCAGAUAAAAUUGAUCAAGUUUUUAAAAUUUUCGAUCUAAAUAAUGAUGGUUUUAUUUCAUAUGGUGAAUAUCUUUAUAGUUUUAAGAAAUAAAAAUUUGUUUGUAAUUUUUUUGUAAAAUUUCAUUUUUUACAA